GACUAGACUGGACUAGACUGGACUAGACUGGACUAGACUGGACUGGACUGGACUGGACUAGCUACCUGUGAGCGAACAAACGCGUGAACGAUUCGAAAGCCAAUCGAAAGACCAGCUUGAGUUCUGUAGUAUGGAAGGGCGGGGCACUAUUGCCGAUACCUCAGCCAAUAGCGGAGUCGAAACCGCAACGACCCCGAUUCGUGCACCACAAACCCGGAGAACGGCCGCCAUCGAUGUCCUGACGCGGGCCCUCCGAUCGCCAACACACGGCCCGGAAGAUACAAUCGCUGGUGGAAAUGCAAAUGCCAGCCAGAUUGCAAACAACGAAGCAGCAGCCUCUGCCGCGGCGCGGUCCUUCCUCGACCAAACCUGCAGCGUCUAUGUGCUGGAUGCCGACACGGCUUCACCUCCGCACACCGAGGGGGAGAACCGGAUCAAGAUUUUUGGGUGCUGGAACUUUUUGCACCAGGCCAUGAACGAGAUCGAGCGACUCGAGGGAGAACGACAGCGCCUUCUGCUUCUAGAGCAGCGGCAGGCAGCGGCAACAGGGGCAGCAGCGGUAGCCCUCCCUCCUCAUCUACUUUCGGAAACGAGGCUCCUGGCGGAGUUGGCGGUCAAGGUUGCGAGGAGAUCGGACGAUCUCGAUCGACAAAAGGUUGCAACGUGCGUGGAAAACUUUUGCGGUAGGGGCAAUGCGAGCGCCAGUGCGAGAGACGGUUUGGGUGCCGAUGCCACCAAAGCCACCUCCGGGGACGCCAAUCGGCACUUUCAAGACAUGGCAGCGAACAGGGGGCUGAGCAGCAGUAGCAGCACUGGAAAUAGGAGCAACACGAACGAUCUGAUACCGGAAAUGGUUCGGGCCAACGCCGAGAUCCGGGAAAUCGUUACAGGCCGAAUCGCGGCCUUUUCAUUCAACAACAAGACCUCGGCACCUGCAGGAUCUCUGUCGUCGUCGCCAACUUCACUAUCGGCGUCGGCAUCACAAUCAUUCUCUAUGUCCUCGGCCCUUGAAGAUCCCCUGGUGGUGGAAACAUUCUGCAAGUUUCUAGCGGCAAACGCGGUAUCGAACGGUCCGGAAAAACUGCGCAGGUUUCUGAACGACUGGAUCAUUCCAGGAGCAACGGUGGGUGAUGAUACCUUCACCCUGGUACACGACAACAAUUCUUCGAAUACUGCACUGCAGGGCAUACCGAUCGGGACAGGAAACAAGCCGAUCGAUACCACCACCAAGCGACAAAAACUAUCCCCCAACACGAAUCGACUGCUCCACCACAGGCUACCGCCCUACUCACUGGCGUGUGUUUUGUACCACGUAGCGGGAGAGUCUUCGACAACGUCGAGUACGGAAGCAUCCUCUGAAGCAGCGCAAGCUGCGUCCCCGUUGGUUGAUGCCAACUCGAGAACCGCCAGCGCGGUAUCGCCCUUGGGAACGAUCGAUGUGCUCCAGCGCUUGUCGCUGCCAGUCAUGGCCAACGUCCUGCUAGGGCCCGUUCUACGUGAUGGACUCAAGCGAACGCAGCUAAAGCGGCAGCUGAGGGAGUACCAGUGGCAGAGUGCAGCUGCUGGGGAAAGCGGCAGUAGCAACGCUAAAGCUUACGACGACGACGACGACGACGACGACGCCAUUGUUGCGAUGGGAUUGCGGGCAAUUUCCACAUGGUGCGCAACGACCGAUCUGAGUCUUGCACAAACGAAGCAUAUAGGGAGCAAGGUAAAGGUAAGCUAAAAACCUUCUCGCUCUAUUUACGUUGCUGUUGAUUGCGCUUCAAGUCCAUAGACAUCUGAUUUUGAAGCCACCUCUGCACCUUCGCCUCAUUUCCCAUUUUCCCAUCUAUCGCCCUCGACUCCACUUUUUUGUAGAUCAAUCUAUCUCAUCUACUAGGAGAAGCCCUGAAUACUGAAUCUCCGAAAGUAAUGAGCGCCCUGGCGGAUUUGAUUGAGAGCGUUGUAGAGCGACACGUAGUUCCACAAACCCUAUCCACUUCAAACUUACACAAGGAAUUGAUCAGCGACGCUCGGAUGACGCAAACGAGAUAUUUGAUGCAGGUUCCCGACGAAAUAUCUUUUCGUGCUAAUGUUUCUCAGGAGCAACUGCACGUGAUCGAGACCAAAGAGCUCAGCGACAUACUGCGAGAACUUGCUGCAGAUGUGGAACGACAGAGAUUUCGAUUUCCAUUGUUUGGAGGUGUCCGAAAACCAGAGAAAGCGAAACAACAAUCGAACGCUCCACAGGUGGAGUCAAUGUUUGACGAUUGUGUGCAUUCAUUAGGGCAUUCACUUGCACGCAUUGCAGCGGCGGUGUGCUCGGGAUAUUCGAAGGUCAUGCAGGGCGAUAUAUCAUCUAGGGUUCCCAGCACGACCCCCAGCCUUUAUCAGAUUCCAGGAGCGGGUUUCUUGCAGCUAUUGUCGAAAUGCGCGUCCCAUCCAUCGGUGGCGAUCUGCGGCAUCGUUCUGCCGAUAAUUACGCCCGUUCUCAAAACAGAGGUUGGCUUAGCAACUGAAUGGCUGCCAACAUUGCAGCGGCGUGCGAUUAUUCCGCACCAUUCCAAGAAUUCUGUCAUUCUUUCAUCUUCGAGCAACAUUGGWAGAGUGAAGGACAAUGUGUACAUUCCGCUUUUAAAUGCSUCGGAUGUUUGCUUUGUAGAAUUCGAAGAAUUUGUYGAUGGAUUUCGGGACACUGUUCUAGCGGACGCAUUGAAUUCGUGCUAUAUGAUCCAUUCCGAGUACUACUUGGCUUCUUGUACUGCCGCUAUCGAAGAAUUUUGUGUGGGAGAUGUUACAACAGAACAAACUUCCUUCCAUUUGGAGGCAGCAUUGUUUUGUCUAGCAGCAGUAUCUGAGUUGGUCUUACCUAGUGUUCUAGUUGCAGAUAAGUCAUCAAAGCCUAUGGGGAAGGUGGGAAAGAAAACCAAUUUUAACGCUUCUGGUUACCUCUUGCGGUGCACGGCUGCUCUAGCAAAGAAACCCAAGAGCUUGAAUAACCCGCUGACGAUGGCGCAGACGUGCCAGUUUUUGAGAAAGGUAAGUAUUAGUUGUGUUUGAAUGUCAUCCUCAGCCAUACGGCAUGGUAUCGCAUGCAAUGAUCUCACAAUAAUCUCUCUUUGUUUCUUUCAGUACCAUAAGUGGUUUGGCUCGAACCAACAUCCUGGUAUUUUGGAUAUUGCCGCUGACUUGAUCCUCUUCAUCUUGAGCCAAUGUGCCACUACAUUUCCUGACACAGCACUUUCAAAAACUAUUCGCAAAGAGACCGGAGUAACACCGUACUCUGAAGCCUCGAAGGCAUUACGUUGUUUGCUUAGCAACAACUCAAAUCAUUUUCUAUCAAAUAAGGCGAUUGCAGCAUUGGGAGGUACGUGAAUCAACGAAGACAAAUAUGCAAGRUCAACGACUUAUUUAUGUUGUUCAGUAUCUCAUUCCUUUCGUUUUUUUUUAAAAAAACAGCUGGUUGGGAAUCCACUUUUGCUGCAUGUAAUCGAGGGGACAAGCUGUUGACUUUGGAAGAUCGAAAGAACACGUGCAUUGGGAUUUGUCACGUACUUGCAGCCCUACCAAAAGAACAGCAAAAAACAUCGUUGAUGGCUUUGGCGCUUGCAUCAAUAGCGUGUUUGGAGACGAUGACUGAAAGGGCAAAUUCUAUAACUUCAGUGGAAGAGAAAAAGACGCUGUCAUCCAUACUAGAUAGGGCUUCCGAUGAAAUAAUCAUAGUUGCGACAACUGCUAGAGCUUUUACGAAUGCUGCAUCAGCAGGACCACUGGGGACAGGAAAUGGUCGAGUCUCUCUCGUAGAACCAUCAAUGACAGUCCUACUACGUGCUUGGCCGACAAUAUCAAUUUUGGCAUCGAAAUAUAGUUUUCACGACGUGAGUAAAGAAGGGGUGCUAUGAUAGUACAAAAUAGGAGCAUUGUCUUUCAAGCCAAUUUCUCACCUCAACGCUUUUUCAAAUCGAUUCCGUCUGAAUUAAAUGCAGUCAAUACUAGACUCUCUGAGCGUACUUUUUGUCGAAUGUUCACCUGCAGGAAAGUUCACCGACGUUUCAACAAUAUUUUUACAAGAUGUUUGUACACUGGCGAAAAAGUUGAUAGAAAGCRAAAAUGUCCGGCAAAACAACCGAUUUUUUUCCCCCGUCUUCGAUCUAGUCGAUGCAUUGAUCCAAGCCCACGCAACCGUUUUCGAGAUGAUCACGGAAUCGAAACAGGCCGAUGAACCCAAGAACCAAAAGUACACAUCUUCUUAUUCGGAAAACGCUGCAAAAAUCUACCGGUGUGUAGAGACGCUGAUGCGAGAAACAAUCACUGUCAUGACAAGUCAAAAUUUGCUAGGGAGUGCAUGGGCAACUAUCGAGAAGCAAGGAAACGGCCAGUCUGCGUUCGAGACCAAAAGAAAACCUGAGUACAGGCCUUUGGACUUCUGUAACGUUGGACUUGGGCCUUUGUUUUCGGUUCUCCGCACGUGUGCGAGGCUGUGUCCUAACUUUUUCUUCCACAUUGUGGACGGGGCACCCGAUGGGAACGAGGGCAACUACGGAUACGAAAGCACCUCUAAUUUGUCGAUGAUGCGCACAGUCUUGGACUCGGCGGUCUCCUCUAUCGUAGACUCACAAUCUGAAAUAUCAUUACAAGCUAUAGCUUUUUUGGAAACAGUCGCAACACUUGUUACUCAAUUUAGAAGCAACAAGUUGACCGGAGAAUACAAUUUGGGUCUCAGAACCAACAUACUGAAUGCUCUUUUGGGAGGAAUGUGUGGUAUCUUUCAACCCGUCGUUGUGCCCCAUGCAUGCAGACUCCUCUUGCAGAUAAUAUCGACAUCAAACCUAUCCGCAGGGGAAUUGAAAGUGCUUUUCUUGACAAGCUUGGGCCAGGAUCACUUUUUACUUGGAUUCAAAGCUUGGGGGGUUGUUCAUGAGAGUUGUCACAAGAGAACCAACUGCAACGUCUCACCAGCAUCGGCAGAAGAAAUGGAACGCAUGAUGACGGAAAUGUGGCAGCUUCACCGUUUUGAAAAUAUUGACGCUAUCGAAAGGAGCGACGAUGUCCAUGCCUUUUGUAGAAAGUUUGAUCCAAAAAAGAAUUCAAAAUAGCUUGAUUUGAAGUAAGAGCCAUCGUGUAAAACCGACGCUAUCUGGAAGUACACAAACUAGAAGAAAUCUCAAUGAAUUCA
Molecule: messenger RNA, 5158 nt
Organism: Pseudo-nitzschia multistriata
Lineage: Eukaryota; Bacillariophyta; Bacillariophyceae; Bacillariales; Bacillariaceae
Source: the annotation of a GenBank genome assembly